Tuber aestivum (summer truffle) is the source of this 2356-nucleotide messenger RNA. NCBI's taxonomy places the organism in Eukaryota, Fungi, Ascomycota, Pezizomycetes, Pezizales, Tuberaceae. The record is from the annotation of a GenBank genome assembly.
CGAGUACAAUACAUACUGUACAUACCCUGAAAUUAUAAACCCUAAAACAUUAACCCUUUGUAGUAUUAUUUUUUUCUUUCAAUGAUAAUAUGACUGUUGUACAAAGGAAGGUACUGGUGUCAGGGGAUUCAAGAGGCUACAAAUGGACUAGUGCUGUAUGGGAAUAGGCAGCUUGUUUCUGUAAAUUCUCUAAUCCAAGGCAGUGCAUUUUCUUUCUCCCUCUCCCGUUCUCUCAAUGAUUUCUUUUUUCUUGUACCCAAAUUUAAGGGUCAAAUAAAAUACGUUUUUUAAACCGUAUUAUACCGUAUUAUACAAAAGCGUUUAAACCUGAUCUCACCUUACUGUACUGGGGAGUCUCUCAUCCGCACCUCCCAUCACUCGGAGUUGACAGGUUUGCCGCCCUCCAGCUUACAUAAACCCUUUCAGCGCCCCUCAUUUUGGCGGGGCCCAGAUUCCUCUUGGCAACAGGCCCUCCCAUUGAACACUUCUAUCCUCUGAGUCAAACCUCAAUUGACUCAACCCAACGUUGGAGCAUUUAAGCAGAUAAAACCCCUCCUCCGCCUGUAAGCUUCAAGCUAUAGUACCAAAAUGUCCGAGCAACAGCAACACAGGGCACUAGCCGGAAACUCUCCGAAUCUACACCUCGAUGAGGCUACUGGGGAAAUGGUCUCCAAGUCGGAAUUGAAGAAGAGACAGAGGAAGAGAGACAAUGACGCAAAGAAGGCUGGAAAGGCGGCUGCGGCUGCAGCCACUGCUCCUCCAGGAGGUAGCACUGCUGUGGCCCUGACGACGGGGACGCAGCUGGAUGAGGCGGAACUUACGCCGAAUGUUUGUUAUUCUUUCUCCUUACCUCUGCCUCUAUAUAUGGAUGGAGUUGGUUUAUUGAUUGGUCCUUGUGUUAAUAGCAAUACUUCGAGAUCCGCUCCCGCUCAAUAAACCGUCUCCGCGAGACCAAGGAACCAAACCCUUACCCGCACAAGUUCCAGGUCAAGGACACGCUUGAGGACAUCAUCAAGGCCCAUAGUGGCACACUAGCCAAGGGCGAGACAAAGCCCGAAUCAGAAGUCCGUGUAGCGGGGCGCAUCCACGGCCUGCGUUCCGCCGGCUCUCGCCUCCGCUUCUACGACCUCCGCGCAGAGGGCGUCAAGAUCCAAGUGGUCGCUCAGGGCCAGGAGGCCGUGGGCGAUUACCGAGCCCAGCACGAAUACCUCCAUCGCGGUGAUAUCAUUGGUAUCGUCGGUUUCCCCGGAAGGACUAAUCCGAAGAAGGCCGACAACCCUGGCGAAUUCUCGAUCUUUGCGAAGGAGGUUGUCUUGCUCUCGCCCUGUCUGCAUAUGCUCCCCACCGAGCACUUUGGCUUGAAGGACCAAGAGACUAGGUAUAGGCAGAGGUACCUUGACCUGAUUAUGAAUAAUAGCACGAGGGAUAUUUUCGUCACGAGGAGUAAGAUCGUGACCUACGUGCGUAGGUACUUUGACGAGAGGGAUUUCGUGGAGGUGGAGACGCCGAUGAUGAAUGCUAUCGCCGGAGGAGCUACUGCAAAGCCGUUCGUUACGCAUCACAACGACUUGAAUAUGGACCUUUUCAUGCGUGUUGCUCCCGAGUUGUACUUGAAGAUGCUCGUCGUCGGAGGUCUGGAACGCGUCUAUGAGAUCGGCCGACAGUUCAGAAACGAAGGGAUUGAUCUCACUCACAAUCCCGAGUUCACUACUUGCGAGUUUUACUGGGCGUAUGCGGAUGUUAAUGACCUUUUGGAUAUUACUGAGGAACUAGUUUCCGAAAUGGUGAAGAGCAUUACCGGCAGCUACAGGACCAAGUUCCACACUCAAGCUGGGGAAGUGUAUGAGGUGAACUGGGAGCGACCGUGGAAGAGAGUUGAAAUGAUGCCUACUCUCGAGGCCGCUACCGGAAGGAAGUUCCCGCCAGGUGAUCAAUUGCACACUAAGGAGACCAACGAAUUCCUCAAGGAUGUUGCCAAGGCACACGGAAUCGAGUGCUCUCCGCCUCUCACCAACGCUCGUCUUCUCGACAAGGCAAGCCCCCCCUCACUUUAGCCCGUUCACUUGCUAACCCCGCCAGAUGGUCGGGGAGUUCAUAGAAGAAACCUGCAUUAACCCCACCUUCAUAACCGGCCACCCACAAAUGAUGUCCCCGCUCGCCAAAUACCACCGCUCGCAACCGGGUCUCUGCGAACGCUUCGAAGCCUUCGUCUGUAAGAAGGAGAUUGUCAACGCGUAUACUGAGCUGAACGACCCCUUCGACCAACGCCUCCGCUUCGAAGAGCAGGCGAAUCAGAAGGAUCAGGGCGACGACGAGGUCCAGCUCAUUGACGAAAACUUCUGCACCAGCUUGGAAU